Schistosoma bovis is the source of this 3439-nucleotide messenger RNA. NCBI's taxonomy places the organism in Eukaryota, Metazoa, Platyhelminthes, Trematoda, Strigeidida, Schistosomatidae. The record is from the annotation of a GenBank genome assembly.
AUAGAAUUGUCGACAAAUUUCCCCCAAAUACACGACGUAAAGGGGAUAAAGCGACAUUUCCCCUAAAUAACCGACGUAAAGGCGAAAAAGCGACAUUUCCUCUUUAUUUCCCCCUUCGUCCGCUUUAUUUCCCCUUUUUUCCCCUUCAUUUCCCCUUUUUGUGUUGCUUGGGGUGUGCUAGGCUCAAGGAAAGUUGUAUGCUAUAUGUAUGCACUUCAUUCCGUUAUUAUUCCUAUAAUUAUCCCGGAAUUUUCGUUGUUUACGUACCCGUUCACAUAGUCAUUGUUGUGGCCAUUAGUGUGUGUAACGCUAUUAAUUAUGCAUCACUGUUUAGAUGGAGAGGAAAACGAAGGCAGAACUCCACUACUUUAUGAUCAAUCAAGGACAGUACAACUUAUUUCAGCGCAUCAAAGUCGCAGACCACGAAAUUCUUCACCUUCAGAUGAUUUUCAAAAAAUUGGUGUCAAUAUAGACCCCGGGGAGAGAAACGUGUUCAGUUUUAAACGAUUAUGGACGUUCACAGGUCCUGGAUUCUUAAUGAGUAUUGCCUAUCUGGAUCCUGGAAAUAUAGAGUCAGAUUUGCAAAGUGGUGCAAUCGCUAAUUAUAGACUUCUAUGGCUUUUACUCCUAGCUACAUUGAUGGGAUUAUUUCUACAACGUCUGGCUGCUCGUUUGGGUGUAGUGUCAGGUAGACAUUUAGCAGAAGUAUGCUAUGAUGAAUAUCCUACACCGGCACGUAUUAUACUAUGGAUUAUGGUUGAGGUUGCAAUUAUUGGGUCAGAUAUGCAAGAGGUGAUUGGUACUGCUAUAGCUAUAAAUUUAUUAAGUUUUGGUUAUAUACCUUUAUGGGCUGGUGUACUUAUCACUAUUUUGGAUACUUUCACUUUUUUAUUUCUUGAUAAAUAUGGUUUACGUAAAUUAGAGUUCUUUUUUGGACUUUUAAUAACUAUUAUGGCUGUGACAUUUGGUUAUGAGUAUAUUGUUGUAAAACCCGAUCAAAUAUCUCUUUUACGCGGAUUAUUUGUGCCUUCUUGUCCUGGUUGUGGUUGGCCUGAAUUGGAACAAGCUGUUGGUAUCCUCGGUGCUGUUGUAAUGCCUCAUAAUUUUUACUUACAUUCUGCUCUUGUUAAAUCACGUGAUAUAGAUCGAAGUAAUCCAUUUUUGGUUCGUGAAGCGAACAUGUAUUACUUCAUUGAAUCAACCAUUGCAUUAUUCGUUUCUCUUAUGAUAAAUAUAUUUGUUGUAUCAGUAUUUGGUGCUGGGUUCUAUGGUAAAAAUGUUAAACAAGUGAUUGAGAAUUGCACACUUGAAGGCAAAAUUCCUGUUCGUUUUACAAAUGCUGCUUCUAGUUUUGAUCCAAACAGUGUUGAUUUGUACACAGGAGGAAUAUUUCUAGGUUGUGAGUUUGGUCUCGCCUGUCUUUUCAUUUGGGCUAUCGGUUUAUUGGCUGCUGGGCAGUCGUCUACAAUGACUGGGACAUAUUCUGGACAGUUUGCUAUGGAAGGUUUUUUAAACUUAAAAUGGAAACGCUGGCAACGAGUGUUAAUAACGCGUUCUAUAGCUAUUUUGCCCACGAUUUUAACGACUGUUUUUCGAGGCAUUGAAGAUUUAACUGGAAUGAAUGAUUUCUUAAAUGUACUAAUGAGUGUUCAACUGCCAUUUGCUGUUAUUCCAUUGUUAACAUUCACUAGUAGUAGAUCAGUUAUGGCUGAAUUUAAAAAUUCUCUCAUAAACUAACCUUUUCGUAUGUUUACAAAAAGAUUUGGUUCGGAUUUAUUCAUGUAUGGCGUUCAAGAAGGUUGUUUAUAGAGGUCUUGAAUAACUGUCGAAAGUUGAAGGAAUGCUAUUGUUACCAAGAUUUUCUGUUUAUCGGGACUCACCAACAUGAUGUAUGUACAUCCAGUUUCCAGGUGACUGAUCCAUGCCACCCUGGAUAUUAAGAUCCGUUUCGUUCGUUAGGACUGAAUUAUUUAAUGUGUGAUUAAUUCAUUACAGAACUAAAGUAAGUGAAAUAUGGUCGAAUUUAUAGGAUGCAAAAGGUGGUCUGCUCUUCGUAAAUUUAAAAGUGUUGGGUCAUUUAGUUUAUCGAUUUUAAUCCCCAUCAUAUUAAAACACUAAUAUAUGAACGAAGAAUAUUGUUUUCAAUAGAUCCUUUGCAGGUUCUACAAUUAUAUAUGUCUAAAUUAGUAAUCCAAAAAGGUGACCGAAUUUUAGGUAAAGUAUUUGGUUUAAAGUUAUAGCAUGUGAAUGUCGGAUAGUAGAAUAACAUAAAGUUGUUAAUAUUGAGGUGACCAAUAUUGAAUUUUAAAUGAAAUUGUGAAAUUAAUGAUGAGAAUAAAUGUGGGUGAGAGAAAUAUUGAUGCAAUUACGAAUCGGACCAAAUGUUUAGUGUAUAUUGUGUAUAAAGUUGUAUGAAUUCGAUGAAGACUAAUAAAGUGGGGUGAGUGGUGAGUAUAUGAAUCAUUUGUUUGUGAGAGUAGUAGAGAUGUUGAACCAAUGAUAAUUGAGAACGUUUGUGACUCGGUGUAAAUAUCGUGGUGAUCGUCACGGGAUACAUAUGUGCCAAAAGAAACUGAUAAAUUACAGUCCUAAACAUCAAUGGGAAGAUUCAAACAACCAAUGCAUAGAAAUCGAUAUUAAAAUAAUAAUAAUUAUUAUUAUUAUACAAAGAUAUGUGAAUAGAAAUAAUGACGACAAUUAUAUUCGACUAAGAAAUGUUGUAUGUACGUUAAUGAGAUUAGGUCAUGUUGUAGUUAAGAUUACUAGUGAUUGAUUGGAUUUGACGUUGUCCAUGGUUGGGGAAGCGUUUGAACAUGUUUAUGAAUUAGUAGUUUAUAAGCGUUAAUUAUUUUGCAGACAUCCGUUAGGAUAUUUCAAGUUGUCAUCAUGGGGGUUGGAUGAUUUCUCUGUGAUGAACUAUAUACAGAACCCGUUUCACUAGAUUACUGAUUAUAUGGACUGAAAAUGUUUACAAAUUAAUGUUUUAAAUAGAGUAUAUGAGUCAUAUUAUUGGUGAUAAGCAUUAUAUUUGAAAGAGUAACAGGCAAAUAAAUGUGUAUCUAAAGUAAGCUGAUGCUUUAAGAUUACUUUUAUGGUUUAUAUAUGUUAAAAGAACUAAGUUGUUGUUCCAUAAUAACAUAUAUUUAGAAACAUCUUUAAUCCUCUGAAGUAGUCAGUGAUGAAACUCCGUAUCUUUGUUACUCUAUUAUUUUUUUUGUCCUUCAGACAGAUGUUUGGUGUAAGGGAUUUUGUAGGUUUAUUUAAUCCAGCUUCCACCCAAAUUUGAAAUUAACAUAAUUGCAAACACUAACCGCUUUCAUAUUGAUUGAAAUUGAUAUGCUAUCGUUAAUACGUAGCAUCGUUUUCAUGUGAUACCAGUUACACCUUUUGGAUUAGAUUUAUUUUUCUGGUUUAUUUUAUUUAAACACAUAAACAUUGG